AUGGCGUGCGCGACCCAAAACGCGCACAUUGGCCCGAACGGGCAGUUUUGUGACGCUUCGCCCGCUCUUUGUGCACGCCACAGCCGACUAUCUUUGCAUACACCUCUGCAAUGCGGAUGGCCCGGUCAACUAUAUAAGACCACCGUGGCCCAGUCUUCCUUGUCUUCAUUCCACAUUCUCUUCUUCUUUUUCAAAACAACUUUACACUCGCCACAUUAUACAUUCUUCCGCAACAUGAUCGCCCUCAACGCUUCGUCGCCUGUGUCGCAAACUGGGUGCCAGACUUUUGGCUGUCUCGAACAGGAAACCAACAACGACUUUGUCUUGGAUAAUGCGUUUGGGCAUCUUGUGGACCGCUUGCGCUCUCUUUUGGGAAGCUCAGGGCUUGCGUCCGAGGACGUGGACGUUGCUCAAGUCAAGAAAAUCAUGGAGGAGUAUACGCUGGACGAAAAGGACUGGGGCCGUUUUGCCUUGCGGGAUGCCACCAAGGGAUACACGCGGAACGGCAUUGUGAACAUCAACGGAAAUGCCAACCUUCUCAUUCUCGUGUGGACGCCCGGAAAGGGCAGCGCAGUGCACGACCACGCCAACGCCCAUUGCUGCAUGAAGGUGUUGAAGGGCCAGCUCACCGAGUCGUUGUAUGACGUUCCAGACCACGAAGGAGACGCCAUGACACCAAGACAGGUUUCGGUUUUGCACCGCGACGAGGUCGGGUACAUUUCCGACAAGAUUGGAUUGCAUCGCAUCAGUAAUGAGUCACCAAGCGAGUUUGCCGUGUCGCUUCACUUGUACACGCCGCCGUAUGCGGCGCUCUAUGGCUGUCUGAUGUACGAGACUGCAACGUCGAAGAAGCACCAUGUUAACAUGAGCCGGUACUAUAGCUGGCAAGGCACGGUGCUUAACCAGAAAGGAGCGUCAACGUGUUAG
Molecule: messenger RNA, 927 nt
Organism: Clavispora lusitaniae ATCC 42720
Lineage: Eukaryota; Fungi; Ascomycota; Pichiomycetes; Serinales; Metschnikowiaceae
Gene: CDG1
Product: Cdg1p
Biological process (GO): L-cysteine catabolic process
Molecular function (GO): cysteine dioxygenase activity; ferrous iron binding
Source: RefSeq, a predicted model, not a curated record